Molecule: messenger RNA, 2019 nt
Organism: Penicillium brevicompactum
Lineage: Eukaryota; Fungi; Ascomycota; Eurotiomycetes; Eurotiales; Aspergillaceae
Product: ribosome biogenesis GTPase LSG1
Exons: 1
Coding region: 1-2019 (672 amino acids)
Biological process (GO): ribosomal subunit export from nucleus
Cellular component (GO): cytosol
Molecular function (GO): GTPase activity; GTP binding
Source: RefSeq, a predicted model, not a curated record
AUGGUUCUGGCUAAAUCCAAAAACUCCGUGGGGCUGGGUGCCAGUCUCAUGAACGAUCGGUUCGGAAAGGGCAAAGCAUCCUCACAGAAGAAGGCCUCUCACAACAACGCCAUUCAGCGCACAGGCAUAAAUGGCGAGACCUACGUCACCAACGAGGCCAAGGAGGCAUCAUGGGUCAAGAUGCGCAGUAUUACUGAGCAAGCCGCGCUCGAUGAAUUCCUGAGCACCGCCGAAUUGGCCGGUACUGACUUUACCGCUGAAAAAAUCAACAACGUCAAGAUCAUCCACUCCGAUCAGAAGAACCCCUUCCUCCUCUCCGCCAACGACGAGAGGAAGGCUUAUAAGAAGCACCAACAGAACAAGGAUCGCCUGACUGUUCCCCGCCGACCCAAGUGGGACUCAAACACAACCCGCAAUGAACUUGAGCAGAUGGAGAGGGCCAGUCUGUUGGACUGGAGACGAGGCCUGGCUGAGCUGAUUGAGAACCACGAUCUGCUCAUGACACCCUUCGAGCGCAACUUGGAGGUCUGGCGCCAGUUGUGGCGUGUCAUUGAGCGAUCUGAUCUUGUCGUUCAGAUUGUCGACGCGCGAAACCCGUUGCAGUUCCGCUCAGAAGAUUUGGAAAAUUAUGUCAAGCAGAUCGACUCGCGCAAGAAGAACUUGCUGCUGGUCAACAAGGCUGAUAUGCUGUCUCUGAAGCAGAGACAGGCCUGGGCUACCUACUUCGAGAAGCAUAACAUCAAUUUCCGUUUCUUCUCAGCUCACCUCGCCAAGGAGAAGAACGAGGCCCUUGCCCUGUUGGAAGAGCAAGAGGGUAAUCCCGAUUCUGAGCUGGCCAAGUCUGCCCAGAAGAUCAAUGUGAAUGACGACGAGGAUGAUGGAUAUAAGAAGGAGGACACAGUGGAAGCUGAGAUGGCCAAGCUUGCUGACCCCGAGCGCUCCCUCGGACCUCAUAUCUUGGACACUGAAGAGCUCGAGGAGCUUUUCAUGGCCAAUUCCCCAGAAACUCUCCCUCAGACUGCAGAGGACGGCGAACAGCCCAAGCAGAAGACCACCAUCGGUCUGGUUGGAUACCCUAACGUGGGUAAGUCCAGUACCAUCAACGCCCUCCUCGGUGCCAAGAAGGUCUCCGUCUCUGCCACCCCCGGUAAGACCAAGCAUUUCCAAACUUUGUACCUCUCCCCGGAGAUCAUGCUUUGCGAUUGUCCCGGUCUCGUGUUCCCCAACUUCGCCACCACUAAGGCCGAGCUCGUUGUCAACGGUGUGCUGCCCAUCGACCAGCAGCGCGAGUUCACCGGUCCCGCCGGUAUCGUCGCCAAGCGUAUCCCCAAGCACUUCUUCGAGCAAGUGUACGGUGUCAAGCUCAGAAUGCGCCCCACCGAAGAAGGUGGCACCGGAGUCCCAACCGCCAGCGAGAUUCUCCGCGCCUACGCCCGCGCCCGCGGUUUCUCCACCCAAGGUCUGGGUCAACCCGACGAGUCCCGCGCAGCCCGUUACGUGUUGAAAGACUACGUCAACGGAAAGCUCCUCUGGGUCAACCCUCCCCCCGUCGCCGAUGACGAGACACCAUACGACAGUGCCGAGUUCAACGAAGAGCUCUACGACAUCGCCCAUCUCCCCGAAAGACGCCGGAACCAGAUCGCCCAGGCAAAGAUCGGGAAGCCUGCUGGUCCCCAGGAACUCAAGGAAGAUCUUGUUUCAGAGGACCUGUCAGCUCCUAAUCAAACUGCCGUGGAGCCCGAGCUUGGUCUCACCUCCCGCAACCUUGACACCGGCUUCUUCGGCUCAGAAACUGGCCCUUCUGCUGGUCGCAUGACUCUCCCCUUCCAGGCCAAACACACUCAGCAAGGCCAGGAGAUGCGCAAAGCGCCUACGGGUCGCAAAGAGCGUAUGAUGAUUGCUCUGGAACGCGGCGUUGAUGUCUCUGAGGUCAAGGGUGGAAACUCCAAGAAGCACUUCAAGGGUAACAAGCGUCGGGCGAAGGGCAAGCGCAACAACCCCGAAGAGGACGACUGGUGA